Messenger RNA from Naegleria gruberi, 798 nucleotides. RefSeq lists its product as uncharacterized. The transcript has a single exon. NCBI's taxonomy places the organism in Eukaryota, Heterolobosea, Eutetramitea, Acrasida, Naegleriidae. Gene Ontology annotation, molecular function: protein binding. The record is from RefSeq and is a predicted model, not a curated record. Bases 1 to 798 code for a protein of 265 amino acids.
AUGAAGCAAUUGACUGCUUUGGAUAUUUCAUCAAAUAGGAUUGGAGAUGGAGGUGCAAUGUUAAUUGGUGGACUGAAGAAUUUGAUUACAUUGCAAAUUUAUGAGAAUCAUUUAGGUCCUAAUGGUGCCAAGUCAAUUAGUGAAUUGAAACAAUUGACUAUACUUGAUAUUUCUCAUAAUAGAAUUAGAGAUGAAGGGGUCAAAUCAAUUAGUGAGAAGAUGGAUCAAUUGACUAAUCUUGAUAUUAGUUUUGUUGGAAUUAGUGAGAAGGGUCUUGUUCCUUUAGUUGAAAUGAAAAAUCUCAAAAUUUUGGCAUUUUACGAUUGCCAACUUUCUACAAAGCAAGCAGAAACUAUCAGCAAAAUGAAACAAAUAACUGAGCUUGAUAUUUCGUAUAAUCUAACAAAUAAUGAAAUAUUGAAAUCAAUUGGUGAGAUGAAGCAGCUUAUCAAACUGUAUCUUGUCAAGAAUGGAAUUACCUCUCACCAAGUAGAAAUUAUUAGUCAAUUGAAACAAUUGACAGUUCUUAAUAUUUCAGAAAAUGAAAUUAGAAAUGAAGGAGUUGUAUAUAUAAGUGGAUUGAAACAAUUGACAGAACUUGAUAUUUCAAAUAAUGGAAUUGGAUAUGAAGGAGUUUUAUCAAUUUGUAAAAUGACUCAAUUGACCAAACUCUCAAUUUAUAAUAAUCCAAUUCCUGAAGAAGCACUUAGAAUACUUGAUGGAAUGAAACAAUUUAGACAAUUAGUGACGGGAAUAUCUGCCUCUUACUAUUUGAGCAGUAUAGUUUCGAUAAGGUAA